AUGUUUAACCAAUUUUUGAAUCAUAUCAGAAAAGUCGAUCAAUUUGGAGUAGUCUUCUAACCUAAAAUCAAAUACUCAACAAAUGAGUACAAGACUGCUGUGGGCGGGAUAAUGUCAAUCGUUCUUUAUGGGUUGAGUUUCAGCUAUUUGAUAUAUAGCUUUGUGUAGUUUGGCUAAGGGUCUAUUCUUCCAAAAAUUACAUCAAUCCAAGCGAAAUCAGACCAAUAGAGUGUAUCUUUCGAGAACGAAAUAAUGUCAUUCAAGAUCAGGCCUGGAUAAGACAAUUAAAUAAAUCCAUUCGAUCCAACGGCUCUAGUGCUUGUUCCAUUCGUGAUUCCAUUUUUAAACAAUGAGAUACCUCCAAGUUAAUAUUUCAACUUCGAAUAAAUUUCAUUCUAAGGAAAUACAAUAUCCAUUCGGAAUUUGAAUUUAUAAUAUGGGGAUCCCUCGUAAGAUGAGAUGGAACAAAUCAUUGCAUUCGUAGGAUGUAAACAAGCUGACAUACAACCACCUUUCGCAUGUGCAAAUGAGAGUGUCAGAAAUUCUUUUUUCGCUCAAUCUAGUAAUGCCAUGCUUGCAACUACUUAAGUAAAUUAAUUCAAUACGGAUAAAAGAACUUUGGAGGAGGUUGGCAAAGAGCAAGUCUUGGCAAUAGUCGACAAUUCAACAUAUUUUUAAACCACUAAUUUGAAUAUUUAAGAAUCAACAGUUGAUACGGGACUCUUAUUGGAGUCAACUGAAAAGUAUGUUUACGCUACAGAUUAUUAUUUGACUAGUUAGCAAAUAGAUCAAUAGUAUUUUAGAAAUACAUUUAAUUAUGAUGCCUAUUUAGUGUUUUAAUUGAGAAUUGGCAAAUUGAAAUACUAUUAGAGUAUUCAAUAUCCAAAAAUUAGUGAAAUUUUAGCAGAUGCAGGUUCUAUUGCUUCUACAAUUUUAUUAUUGUCUUAUUUUGUCAUUCUAUGUAAUCAGAGCCUUUUGGAGAAGCAAUCCUUGAAUGAUAUCAUUUAGAUCUAUUAUCCAUCCUAUAAGGACAUGUAGAUAAGAAGGACAUUUUAUGGUUAGAUAAAGGAGGUGACUUAUUAGGGGAAAAGGUAGGACGUAGACCAAUUCAAAUAGUAUUAGAAAGAGUUGUAGGAUAAAGCAGAGAAGAAAUUAACUAUUUUAAAUUAAGUGUAUGAGAUCUCAAGAUUAUAAUUUUUGGUUUAAAAUAUUUUGAAGUCGAAGGAGCAGUUAAGAUAGAGUCACAAAAUUGGGAUUAAGUUAAAGUAAUUUGAAUUACCCAAAUUGAUUAAUGAGGAGAACUUAAAUGGCAAUUAAAUUGUAUUUACAUCUUUUUAUUAGAUACCUCAUUCACAAUUGAAUUUGAAUUGUUCGACCUAAAAGUUGGUGAUAAUUGAUAGUAACAGUGAUUCAUUGUAGAAUCUUAAGAAACAACAGCAAUAGAAUACGAUUGAAGAAUCCGAUGAAAAUUAGUUAAACGAUGAAGACUUUGAUAUUUUGAUUCAACCUAAUGAAUUGGAAGAAUGA
This is a messenger RNA of Paramecium tetraurelia, 1527 nucleotides long. RefSeq lists its product as uncharacterized. The record is from RefSeq and is a predicted model, not a curated record. The transcript has 2 exons. Gene Ontology annotation, molecular function: zinc ion binding. NCBI's taxonomy places the organism in Eukaryota, Ciliophora, Oligohymenophorea, Peniculida, Parameciidae. Gene Ontology annotation, biological process: centrosome duplication.